AUGGCGACCCCUAACGAUGGACUUCCGUUGCCGGACCCCGUCUCAAUCACUCAACAGUCAGCCAGCCGGCUCCAGGCAACACAACCACACCCGCAGUCACAGUCACAGUCUCAAUCUCCGACGCCAACACAGGUUCAUCCAAGUCGUCCGUUAGUUUCCCCCCGCUUACAGCAUGUCGCGGGCGAGAUUCCACCUGCCCUCUCUCCGCUUGAUGCCUUUGCGGCCCAGGGCCGGCUUUUGGCUAAACAGUUUGAUGAGUCCCGCAAGGCUGGCCGCAGGCUAAGUCGGCUACCGCCUGCCAGUGUGGAACGGUCACUUUCCCAGCCUAGAGGGGGCUAUCAUCGAACACUGUCUGAUGAAGAUACCAGACAAGCCCAGACGCCGAUGCGCGCGGGGUUCAACUUCGAGCAGAGAGGACGGGGGAGGGGGAAUGCGGAGAAAGCACCCUUUAGCAAUGGCAUGUCACUUGAAGAGCCUUCAUUUAGGCCUAAAUCACAACAUCCCAGAAUCAGCGGGCUACCCCUUAACACCAGCACUGGUAAUACGUUCCCUAUAGACGAUAGCUGGGAUACGAAAUCAGUUGGAAACAGCACAUACGGGGCUCCCCGCGCUCACUCUCCGGAUACAUUCUGGGCCCGGAAUGGCUCGCAUGAACGAGGUAGAACACCUUCCCCUGGGCCGGGGCCGACAAUCGACAAUAGACUGAAUGUUGUACGUUCUCGAUCACCGCACUCUGGCGGGUCGCCUACACGGUUCUAUGCCAACCAACAGCAGCAACGCAGCAACAGUAACAACUCCGGACAGCAGCAGCAUAACCACCUUGCGCCUCCUCCACUACUGCAAUCUUACAGCAGUCCUGCCGGCUCUACGCAGGAGAGCUCUGACGAUGACGGGUCAAGUGCAAAAUCAACGUUCUCUAUGCCCCGCAAAAUGUCGUCGAGCAGCGGUGUAUCAAUGCACCAUUCUCCUCAGCCAUCACAGAUGAACCGAGCAUAUCAGCGGUCUCCGUCGCCAAACUCAGAAGCGGGAACGGGAGGAAGCAUGACACCCAAUUUCACAAAGCCAUCAUUUAAUUUCUCCCGGCCGAUGAGCCGAUCUAAUACUUCUCAUUCCAUGCAUGAUUCCGUUACAAACUCGCCAUCUACGGGUACGACCAGUUCAUUCCUGAACAGGGAAAACAAGCCAGCGCCUAUAACUGUGCCCGCGCCCCUGGCCACACCGUCUCCGUCCGCGGAUGAAGCCACUGAACCACCGCUCUCAGCCGGACAGUCGUACAUCUAUGCAAAGUUCUCUCUUCCCCGGGGCCGAUUGAUCUCACGAGAAUCCAAGACGUUUAACGGCGGCGAACCGCAGGGAGACUUCCAGCCACCUCAGUUUGAGCGAUCAAUCACUGAUCCUGGGCCAAACUACGGAGCUACUCAGAAUCAGAGUCAGACCCCGACCCCAACCCCAGCUCCGGCGCAGAAUCCAAACACAACAUCUCCAGCGAAGAGCAUCAAACAGGUGCGGCCGUCACUAGAUCGAGAACAGUCGAGCACGAGCAUCGCUUCUGCCAGCACCGAUGCCAAAACAACAUCUAUUCAAAGCCAGAGCACAGUCCGUCCUCCCGCAGAAGAGAAAGAUAACGACACGGAAAACGAGCCAACAACGGCAGAAGAGCACGUAACCAGGGGUAUUGAAUGCCAUGAGUCCGGCUCGCUGAAGGAGUCGACGUACCACCUGCGUCUUGCAGCUAUGCAGAACCACCCAACUGGCAUGCUCCUGUACGCCCUUGCAUGCCGCCAUGGCUGGGGCCGCCGAGCUGACCAGACGGAAGGCGUGCAAUGGUUACGCAGAGCAGUCGACACUGCGGGACUAGACCUAGCGAGCAGCAACCCGCCCAGUCCCGAGGCCUGCGAUGCAGCACUGCAGAAACUGCUAUCCAGCAACGGCAGCGGGAAGAUGAACAUGUCUGAGCGGAAAGCCCGCCAGGCUCAGCUGGCGCUGGCCAUCUACGAGCUGGGAGUGAGCAACCUGAAUGGCUGGGGAGUGGGACAGGACAAGGCUCUUGCGCUACGGUGUUUUGAGAUUGCUGGCCGGUGGGGAGAUGUUGAUGCCAUGGCCGAAGCUGGGUACUGCUAUGCUGAGGGAGUCGGCUGCAAGAAGGACCUAAAGAAGGCGGCAAAGUAUUACCGCAUGGCCGAGAAGGGAGGCAUGAGCAUGGUAGGAAGUAGCUGGAUCUACAAGGACAAGUACAUGGACGACGAGACUGUGUCGAAGAAAAAAGGGGGAGGCAGCGUCAAGUCGACGAGCUCCAAGUCUCGGACCCGCAGCCGCAGCAUUUUUGGCCGCAAGAAACCCUCUGAUGACUGA
Messenger RNA from Nannizzia gypsea CBS 118893, 2352 nucleotides. RefSeq lists its product as hypothetical. Gene Ontology annotation, molecular function: protein binding. The transcript is spliced from 2 exons. Bases 1 to 2352 code for a protein of 783 amino acids. The record is from RefSeq and is a predicted model, not a curated record. NCBI's taxonomy places the organism in Eukaryota, Fungi, Ascomycota, Eurotiomycetes, Onygenales, Arthrodermataceae.